Molecule: messenger RNA, 3471 nt
Organism: Ipomoea triloba (trilobed morning glory)
Lineage: Eukaryota; Viridiplantae; Streptophyta; Magnoliopsida; Solanales; Convolvulaceae
Product: receptor kinase-like protein Xa21
Exons: 4
Coding region: 12-3287 (1091 amino acids)
Biological process (GO): protein phosphorylation
Molecular function (GO): protein binding; ATP binding; protein kinase activity
Source: RefSeq, a predicted model, not a curated record
GAGUAGCUCCCAUGGCAAAAACCAUCUCUUUAUUCUCUCUUUUUAUCAUCUUCAUUAUCCAUUCAACCACAAACAGUUCAGUUGAGUGUGUUAAAAAUAUCAGCACUGAUCAAUCUGCUCUCAUUGCUCUAAAACAUGAAAUCACUAUUGCCAACCCAAAUAAUGUCUUGGUUCACAAUUGGUCCACUGAAAUUUCAGUCUGUCAUUGGAUUGGAGUCACUUGCGGACGACACCAUCAUAGGGUGGUCGCACUAAACAUUUCAAAUAUGGGUCUAUUCGGCCAACUUCCUGCAUCUUUAGGAAACCUCUCCUUUCUGUCCUCAGUGAACUUGAGCCACAAUAAUUUCACUGACGAAAUUCUACCGCAAUUAGGGAAUCUUCGUCGCUUAAAGGUGAUUAAUUUGCACCUAAACCACUUUGUUGGCUCUGUCCCAAGCUCCCUCUUCAACAUUUCAACACUUGAAAUUAUUGACCUUACAACUAACAGUUUCUCUGGUACUCUUCCAAGUAACAUAUGCCAUAACCUUCCAAAUCUAAAAGGGCUUUAUCUAGAUCGGAAUAGUUUUAGUGGUCGAAUCCCAGCAAAUUUAUCAGCAUGUUCAAGUCUCCGAGUGCUAGGAUUGGAAACGAAUCUGUUCAAUGGAUUUAUUCCAGGAGAAAUUGGAAAAUUAAAAAUGCUCGCGAGAAUUACACUUGCAGCUAACAAUUUAAGAGGUGAAAUUCCACCCGAGUUUGGCAAUCUUCACAACUUGAAGGCUUUGAGUUUGGAAGUAAACAAGAUUAAAGGAUCUCUACCAAAGACUAUUUUUAACCUCACUUCACUCCAAGUUUUGUCAUUGCACAAAAACAAACUAGUUGGACCCAUCCCUAAGGAGAUAGGAAAUUUUACUUCCAUCCGAGAGUUAAAUCUUUAUGAAAACUAUUUCACAGGUACGAUACCUCAAGAAAUUAGCAAGCUUAAUGAAUUGCAAGUUAUUGCUAUGCGGAACAAUAAUCUAAGUGGUUUGAUACCUAAAGGUAUAUUCAACAGUACAACCCUUAGAAUUAUUGAACUUUCAGUAAAUCACCUUUGGGGAAGUCUUCCAAACUCAAUAGGGUAUGGAUUACCCAAUCUUGAAGGGCUUUAUAUGUUCCAAAAUAAACUAAGUGGAGUAAUACCUCAAAGCAUCGCAAAUUGUUCUCGACUCUCAAUUAUAUCUAUUGCGAAUAACUACUUGAGUGGGUCCAUUCCAAACUCUUUAGGAAACCUUAGGUUCCUCCGCAGAUUUCAAGUUUUUGCAAAUAAGCUAUCAAGUGAGUCCUCAUCUUCUGAAUUAAGCUUCAUAACUUCUUUGACAAAAUGUAGAAACUUGAUUAUUUUGGAAGUGGGUGAAAAUUUUUUUAAUGGAAUUCUUCCCAAAUCCAUUGGAAAUUUUUCUUCCUCACUAGAAAAAUUGGUGAUAUCCCAUGUUGGGUUAAGGGGCACAAUCCCAAAAGAAAUUGGCAAUCUAAGUGGUUUAGAAAUUUUGGGAAUGUCUAUGAAUGACUUGACAGGAUUUGUUCCACACACCUUGAGUGGAUUACAACAUCUUAAACGAUUGUUCUUAUUUGAGAACAAAUUAAGAGGACCGCUUCCUUUCAGUCUUUGCAAGUUGCAGAAAUUGGGAUUAAUGGAUUUAAGCCAAAAUCAAAUUUCAGGCUCUAUUCCUGAGUGCUUAGGGAACCAUACAUUUUUAAGAUAUAUAUUCCUUGGUUCGAAUAGAAUAAUAGGUAGAUUGCCUUCAAGCCUAUGGAUUAUGAAAGAUCUUUUAGAGCUCAACUUGUCUUCUAAUUCGUUGAGUGGUGCUUUGUCUCCCGAUAUUGGAAAUCUAAAGGUUAUAAUCAAUAUAUGUCUGUCAAAGAAUCAAUUGUCAGGCAGCAUUCCAAGCACGAUAGGAAGCUUGCAGAGUCUCAUACUGCUUUCUCUAGCACACAACAAUCUAAAUGGACAAAUACCAAAGUCAAUAGGUGGGAUGUUAAGUUUGGAAUCACUAGACUUGUCUCAUAACAAUCUUAGUGGUUCAAUUCCUGCAUCUAUGCAAGAAAUUCGAUAUCUUCGGAAUUUGAAUGUCUCUUUCAAUAGAUUAAGCGGUGAAAUCCCAUCAAAUGGUCCUUUUAGAAACUUCACAAGUCUAUCAUUCUUGUUUAAUGAAGCAUUAUGUGGAGAUCCAAGGUUUGGUGUUCCUCUAUGCCAUAAAAGUGUAGUUCAAAGGUCAAAAGCAAAAAGAAUGCUUCGUUAUAUUUUUAUGGCUUUAGGAAUAAUAGUUGUUAUGCUAGCUAUGAUGGUGGGAAUUGUGCUGAUUAUGUUUUGGAGACGGAAAAAGGUUACAAAGAAAGAAGAUUUGGUGCCAAUUGUGAAAGAAGUGGAGAGAAUAUCAUACGAUGAACUUUCAUGUGCAACAAAUGGUUUCAAUGAAAGGAAUGUGCUUGGUACAGGGAGUUUUGGAGUUGUUUACCAGGGGGUUCUUAAUGAUGGAACAAUCUUGGCAAUAAAGGUGUUUAAAAUGCAAGAAGAAGGUACAUUCCAAAGCUUUAAUGCAGAAUGUAAAAUAUUGUUCAACCUUCGUCACCGAAAUCUUGUGAAAGUGCAAGGUUAUUGCUCAAACCCAAAUUUUAAAGCAUUGGUCCUUGAGUACAUGCCAAAUGGGACUUUUGAGGAAUGGUUAUAUUCUGAAAAUCACUUCUUGAAUAUCACUCAAAGAUUGAAUAUAAUGAUUGAUGUGGCAUGUGCACUAGAGUAUCUUCACUAUGGUUAUACAACUUCUGUGGUUCACUGUGAUCUAAAACCGAGUAAUAUUUUACUAGAUGAGGAUAUGGUUGCCCAUGUGGCUGAUUUUGGAAUUGCAAAAUUAUUGGGCAGUGAUGAUAGCAAAGCAUACACAAACACCCUUGCCACAUUGGGCUACAUUGCACCAGAGUAUGGAUUUGAAGGAUUAGUGUCAACAAAAUGUGACAUUUACAGCUAUGGCAUUUUGUUGAUGGAAACUUUUACCAGAACAAAGCCUAACAGUGAUAUGUUUUCGGAAAAUGUGAGUUUAAGGAGUUGGGUUGAAGACUCUUUGCCUGACAAAGUAAUUAAUAUCUGUGAUAUAAAAUUGCUUACUCCAAAUGACAAACACUUUAAUGAAAAAGUAAAUUGUUUGUCCUCUAUUAUGGAAUUGGCUUUGAAGUGCUCUGUAGACUCUCCAGCAGAAAGGAUUGGAAUAAGGGAAAUUCUUGCAACACUACACAAGAUUAAAUAUCAGUUUAUUACAUAUUUCAAUAAGUAGUGAAUAUGAACUCUUUUUGGUCCUAUUCAAGUUCCAAAAUUGAUGUAUUUUUCACUUUUUCCUUUUUACAUUUGUAUAAAGUGUGUAUACAUUGUGUUUGUCUUGGUACGGUUCUUGAAUUUGACAACAUUGUGGUACUUUAAGGUUUUGAUUUCUGUGUUGUGUUAGUCUCCUUUUUUUUCCC